GGUUUCAUUGGACCUCCCCGAUACUCCCUGAAGCUGUGGAGAUUGUCUGAUUGGCCACCAGAAGGCUCUAAACAUCAAGCAUCCUUCACCAUCCUCCAGAAACAGCAUAAAGCCAAGUUCUGCUCUUUCAUCUUAAUGCAUCUGUGUGGCUGACACUGAUCCAAGGGCUGUUCUACCUAGAGCUUCCUCUGACCUGUUACAGAAGCUCCCAGUCCACCCUCUGCCAUGAAAAUCCUUUCCUUCCUCUUCGCUCUCCUCUUGGUGGUGUUUUACGGAGCUGCAGGCAUUGCAAAACCUACAGGACCUUUUAUGCGAUGUGGAUAUCGUGGGACUUUCUGCUACCCCGGGAUAUGCCCUCGGGGCAACAUUUACCUGGGAGUAUGUCGUUUGGGGCAUUCUUGCUGUAGAUGGUGA
Molecule: messenger RNA, 414 nt
Organism: Pezoporus occidentalis (night parrot)
Lineage: Eukaryota; Metazoa; Chordata; Aves; Psittaciformes; Psittacidae
Product: gallinacin-4-like
Exons: 3
Coding region: 226-414 (62 amino acids)
Source: RefSeq, a predicted model, not a curated record